Drosophila montana is the source of this 957-nucleotide messenger RNA. RefSeq lists its product as uncharacterized. The transcript has 2 exons. The coding region runs from base 151 to 816 and encodes 221 amino acids. Lineage: Eukaryota; Metazoa; Arthropoda; Insecta; Diptera; Drosophilidae. The record is from RefSeq and is a predicted model, not a curated record.
UUUUAUAUUAGGGCUGCAUAAGAUAAAUGAAAGGGUCCUUCGAUUUAACUGUCAGUUUUGAGGUUUUGCUUUUUUCCGUAAAUAACCUAAAAUUUGAGCGUCGUAAACGUUUUACAAGUUGUAUAUUAAAUUCAAAAGCCUUUUACAAUAAUGAACGCCUUUGCACACUUGGACCUCUUCGAUGGUAUUCCCGCGAAAUGUCCUGUUAAGGACUGUCAUUCGCAACUGACGCCACAGGAGCUGCUGGCGCAUCUGUUAAUGCGCCAUCGCCCCGAGGACUCGAUGCUGGAGAUCGGCGCCGAAUGGCACACUGUCUAUGACCUGGACUUGGCCAAGCUGACGCCGGGCUGCAAUCAUGUUGUGGGUGUGAUUGCGUACGCCGGCUCGAACAAUGCGAGCCGCAGUCGUCCCAUCGGGCCGGAGCUGCAGCUGGUACAUCAUCUGCCCAUAAUACUAAUGCUGUAUGUCAGCCCGCCAGCGCCCAAUCUGGAGCAGAUGUACGUACUCUAUCUGAUAAGUCCGGUUGCGUCACGCAAAGUGAGCGCCCAUGUCAGUCUGCUGCACGGUCCGGAGGGACGCGAGGUACGUGGCCUGCGCUGCUUGCGCAACUUUCUGGAUGCCCCGCUCCUGGACAGCGAGGAGCUGCUCCACAGCAACAUGGACUAUUUGAUCUACACGGCAACAGACGUCUGGGAGCAUUGCACGACUGGCGAUCGCUGCAAGCUCCAGUUUAAGGUGGUCCUGCACGGCGAGCCGGACUUGUUUGAAAUGGAGGAUGAUCAGCAGGAGGAGACACUGUGGCAAGCCACCCAAUAAUGACUCACGGAUCUGACACCAAACAGCUGGCCCACUACCAAAAACUAUUGAUCCAUUGACGCACUCUGGCGGUUUGAGUGCCUGUCAAUAAUCUGUUGUUGUUGUUGUUAUUGAAUGAAACGCUGCUUAGCUGUCAGAAAA